AACUCUCAACCCAUGUCUCAACCCCUCUGUUGGCUUAGUAUCAGCGCUUCUGCCGCUUCAGAUAUUUGUGCUUGAAUCCGCGCGCUGUCCUCAUCAAUGUCUCGUAACGUAAACCUACUUCAAUCUACAAGCAAUUAAUUUCUCGACAUUUUUCAUUUUUUUUUUAUCUUUUUAAACCAAACAAAUUAAUAUUUGCUCAUUUUUUCUCUCUUAUGACAUUAUUUCUCGAAUAAUUUUGCAAAAUAAUAAAUGAAUUAAAGCAUUGAAAGGUGCGGAAAGCAUACACGACCCUGAGCGAAAAUUCAAUUUCAGAAAACCUGUAAAACAGUGAUAGUGGAGAAAAGUGGAAAUUAGAAAGAAAAAAACAAAACUAUUUUCCUAAAGGAACAAGUAAUUUUAAGUGUCAACUUUUUAUAAAAUGCAAGGGAAAGUGAAUUUGGAAUGGUACCGUUUCUAAAAAUUAAUUGUGUACUGGUAAAACUGAAAAGCGAUAUUCGAUAAAAAGAAGAAUUUUCAUAAUUUGCAAAAAAUAUUGUACAUUUUGCGUAGAAAAAAUUUACGCUUUUUCAACAAUUUUAUGGAUACAGUGAUUCGUAAAAGUGUUAAAUAAUUUUUCUUUUUUUCUUAAAUUUGACAUUUAAAAUAACAUAAUCACCGAAUUAACAAAUUUUGAAAAAGAAGCUGUAUUUUGAAGAUUUUUUAGUGACCUUUUCAUCAAAAAAAAAAAAAUAAAAAUGCCGCUUCAAAGCUAAUACGUCACAGUCAUUCUUGCGUGUGAAGGUAAGCCGAAAGUGCUGCGACGGGUAAUGUGUUCUGGUCGUUUGCGGCUUAAAGAAACCUUGGCGAGAGGGAGGGGUCAGAUCAAAGUCGGGUGGGAUCUGUAGCAUCGGUUCUCCUGAUGGUCGUAUACUCAAUAAAACCGUUUGUCCGCAGUCCUGCACACCAAAUAGGCUUCCACAUUAUUGAAAGGUCAACUUUGGCGUUCUCUACAGGUUGUCGGAAGGGUCUUGUCUAAGAUGACAUCAAUAAUGCGUAACCGUGUCAUAGAGGCAAAAUAUACAUGGAAGAGAAAAGUAAUUGUUUGGAUUUGAUGAAUUUGGAAAAUGUAUAGUCCAAGGUGUAAGAAGUAAGAAGUUCGAAUGUUAGAUAAAGUGCAUGUGGUUCGAGAAGUCACUUUGCCAGCAGAGUGGACUAGUAAAAUUAAUAAGACGCAGAAGUGGAGAAAAAACCGUGAGUGGAGGGAUACGCGGUCCAGCCUUGGUCCGCCAUCCUGGCGGUAUGGUCCUUUGGGCCACAAUACUAUUCCUUCAAGGAGCUGGUCUUGUAGGUUCGAUGACAGGAAUCAAGGGUGUACCAGAGAAUAUUACCGUAAUGUUCCUGAACCCAACGUCCGUUCGUGUGUCCUGGAGUACAAGCCAAGUCGAAAAAGUGGAGAAAUAUGAUGUUUCAUAUAAACCUACAGAUGCCAGGAACAAUAAUAGCAGUUACAGGGUGGUGGCGGUGGUCGCGGGUAACAGCGAAGCGGUGACGUUAAGCGGCCUGAGGGCUGACACGCAAUAUCAACUGGUUGUCACUGCCGUCAGAGGUGGUAAACGGUACAAAAGCCGACCAAUUGUCUUCCGUACACUGGAGCCACCAAAAACGUCUCCUCAACAAGAUGCAUCAGUUACAGGCAUUCCUUCCCCACCUUCAGCUCAACAACCGCCAACAUAUAUACAAAUUCGAGGUGUAGAAGUGGGAAUAGUGGUCUUAGUGCUGAUUGUGUGGGCAGGGGCAAUAGCGUUGUUCUUUAACCGUUGGGGUAAAAUACGUAUGUUGCUACCAUAUCAACCUGACUACAAGCAGGAGCAGCUUAAAGUUCCUGGAACUGGAGUGUGCUCUUCGUCGAAUGCUGCGUAUAAUCAACACUCGUCUCAGCAUGCCUGUUCCCAGCAAAAUUUGCAGCAUCUGCACUGGUCGAACCAGCACUUGGACUCAAUGGACAGCGGGGGUGGUGUUACAUGGCCAAGGCCCUCUAGACCACGUGUCAAUAGUGCAAUCGACGUUGCCGGCUUCCUAUCCCAGGAAUUUCUACGGAGGCACGGUUCCACGUCCCGUCUUUGUCGUAAGGUUCGCAGUGCAGAUAACUUACCUCUGGCAACAAAUAACCGGAACCUGGAUCGAAGAAUUUCCAAAGAUGAAAUAAACGAAACCGACCACGAGUUUUUCUUAAGAUCUAAUACAGAAGAAAGUGACAAGUUUGAGGAAACAGAUUCCAGAAGGCAAAGUGUUGUUGAGAAGUCUCCAGUGAUUGCUGAUACUGCUAUUUUGGAAACAUGCCAUUUGCAGCAGUCACCGAGGGAUUAUGCCACCAGUUCUUCGUUAACUGCUCGACGGUUUAGUGGAUGGCGAACUGGUUCAAGUCACGAUUACGUCCGGUGUCCAGUACGACAACCAAUUUCUAUGGAGGAAAGAUGUUUCAGGCGAUCCUGUGAACCUGAUUUCAUCCGGUUGCCACGUCACCACAUUCAUCAUCAUCAUCAUCAUCAUCGUCGAAUAGAAACACAUUCAAGAAGCUGCGAUUAUUCAAGGCGCUCAACGUCUAUAGAAGCUCACAGCGAAACUCAACAUUUCGGUUUACCGAUUCUCAGCAUUAGUGAACCCAGCCCUCCAGAUGAAGCUGACAACACUGUGGACGAAUGCUUGUAGGACUUGCUUGCCGAGGACUUCCCUAAGGAACUUCUUGUCUGACUGGAAAACUUUUGUUUUCAUUAAAUUGAUUCACGGGGGAUCCACAGACGUCUUCAAUAUAUGGGAUUAUCAAGUACCUCGGCAAAACUGAAACUAACUUAAGAUUGUGCUUCAUUUUUACCAGUCCGAACGUGUGUGUGUGUGUGUGAGAUAUUAAUUAAUGAACUUCUUAAUUUCAAGAAAUGUCGAUUAUAUUGUAUCGAACAGUCUCUUAAAUGUAUCCAACCUUACUUCUAAUACGAUUCAAAGAAGUCAAGAAACUUAUGAGGCUGAUUAUCUAUUUUUUAUCAAAUAUUAUAAUACAUAAGAUCAAAUUCAUCCCAAUUAAAAUGGUCCAAAAAUAUAAUUUAUAAAUUCUAAAUAUUUUGUUUUUUAAAGAAAAUAGGAAUAUAAAGAAAAGCACAUUUUUACAUUUUCAUUAUGAUCUUAAUUAAAAAAUUCAUCAAUCUUAAAAAAUUUAAUAUCUUCUUAAACUACUAAAGACCAAUUAAGAUUAGCUUCACACUAUAUUUUACUAACUUAAAAAAUGUAAAAAAACAUAACUCAUUAUUGCAGAAAGAGUUCCAUUAAAAACUUACUGUUAUUUACAUACAUAUAUAAAUUUAAUGAGUUGGGAAGAAAUUUCUCUGUCUUUUUAAAAUACAAAAAUUUUAACAAUAUUUCUGACACAGAAAACUAUUACAUAACUUGUAAAUUAUUUCUAUCACAUUAACUGUAAUAAAUAUGUAAAUUUAUCUAUACUUAGAAAUGUGUUACUUAUUUAAAAACAUUUCUUUCAUCAGAAAAAAGUAUCUUUUCAUGAAAAUAGUUUAAAUUUAAAUGAAAUUUUUGAACCAUUUUAAUAAUUACAUGAUUUCUUAUUCUGAAGGCACUUUGGUAACGAUCUUAUAAUUCUUUAUCAGAUAUAUUUCUUGUGUCUUCAAUUGUAUAUAUGACAUAUAUGAAGACAACAGCAAUUAUGGGAACAAUGAAACGUAUCUGCGAGGAGUUGAGAACUUGGGGAACAAAAGCGAAAAUUGAUACUUUGCUAAUAGUACUAAAUAAAAAACCGCGCUUCCAUCAAAUCUUUAAAUUCAUUCUCGAAUUUUAAUCGAGAAAUAAAAAAGAACCUAUAUUAUAGAUUAAGGAUUCAAACCAACAGUUUCUUCAAUGAAAAAUAAAAAUAUUUUACUGUCCCAUUCAAAGCGUUAAUAAUGGUCAAUUAUAAUGUUUAAAACAAUAAUAAAAAUAUAAACGAAGUAGAAUAAUAAUUUAGUUUAAAAUUCUCUGGACCAAUUUCAAAACACAUAAUAUCUAAAUAGAAAGUACUAAAUGCUUAGUACAAGAGUUAAAAUUAAAUCGUCAAUUACAAAUCAAUACAGAGUCAAAAUUUCAGAACUGGGAUACUUUAAUAUGAACCUUUGAAUUAAAAUAUUCAUUUACAUACAUUUUGACUACAAGGUGAACUAAAAACCACAUCUUAAUCACGUUUUUAAAUAUUUUUAUUAGUUAUUAAUAUAUGAAUUUUUACGCACUUUUUUAAUCUAAAUUUGUAAUUACAUGAUUGAUACCAUUCAAAAAUUCAUAAAUCCAUAAGUACAUAAGUAUGUUAAAAAUAAUGCUUCUACUUAUAAAAUACUACAGAUAAUUUAAAAAAUUAAAAUUUUUAUUUAAUAAGUAACUCAAAAGUUUAAUAACUUCUCGAAAAAGUACUUAAUAAAUGAUAUCUAUUUUUAAUGUUUUCUGUAGUAGCUAUUCAAGAGGUGUAUUAUUGUUUAACUUGAGUGUAUAACAUUUUUUUUAAUUUUUAUCAUGUAGCAUUAGAGUAAUCGCAAAUAUAACAUAAAAUUGCGUAAUAUUUCAAUUAUUGAUAACUAAUUUAAUGAAUUUAAUAAAUAAUAAAAUAAAUAAAAACUAAUAUCUUUAAAUCAUUUAGAAAAAAGAUUUUAGUUGUAUAUUAAAUAUGUUCGCCUUAUUAAUAUGUCGAUUUCAAACUUUAAAUUAUAUGUGUGUGCCAUCUACUUGCAACAGCUGGUUAACCUCAUCUUAAAAAAGGUUAUGUAUUAAUAAAGUUCUAGAAAAUAAUAUUUUUA
This is a messenger RNA of Leptopilina boulardi, 4802 nucleotides long. RefSeq lists its product as uncharacterized. Bases 1156 to 2688 code for a protein of 510 amino acids. Lineage: Eukaryota; Metazoa; Arthropoda; Insecta; Hymenoptera; Figitidae. The transcript has 13 exons. Gene Ontology annotation, molecular function: protein binding. The record is from RefSeq and is a predicted model, not a curated record.